This is a messenger RNA of Carassius carassius (crucian carp), 1593 nucleotides long. Its product is annotated as gastrula zinc finger protein XlCGF8.2DB-like. The transcript is spliced from 3 exons. Lineage: Eukaryota; Metazoa; Chordata; Actinopteri; Cypriniformes; Cyprinidae. Gene Ontology annotation, biological process: regulation of DNA-templated transcription. Gene Ontology annotation, molecular function: DNA-binding transcription factor activity, RNA polymerase II-specific; RNA polymerase II cis-regulatory region sequence-specific DNA binding. Bases 221 to 1345 code for a protein of 374 amino acids. The record is from RefSeq and is a predicted model, not a curated record. Gene Ontology annotation, cellular component: nucleus.
UGAGAUGAGAUGAGAUGCAGACUGCCAUGAAACCCGAAAGAAGAAGAAGAAGGACUUCGCGUCGCUCGCAGGUGACGUCACCACGCGCGCCUCGGCUCUCUUCUGAGGUGAGAAGCGGUUGACGGUGUAUAUUCCUCGGUGUGUGUGUGCUUCUCAGUCUCUGACUGAUGAAUGAUUGAACGCUGGAGUGUUUUUAUCACCUGAAGAUCACACAGAGAUCAUGAAUGAAGCAGAAGCAGAGUCCUACUGGAUCACGCAGGAGGUCAUCGAAGAACAGAUAGACCUGAUGGAAGAGAUCAAUGAGAUGGAAGAAGUGAUUGAAGAAGGGAAGAAAUAUCAUGAUAUUGAAACUGAUGAAACAUCCUUGAGUCCCUCGUGGGAACCAAGACCCGAAAUAUGUUUCAUUUGCCCUCAGUGUGGAGAGAUUUUCACAUCCGAAGAAAGUCUUAAUCUUCACAUAAAAUUUGAAAGUGGAAUGAAGCCGUACGCAUGUGAUCUCUGCGAGAAAACUUUCAACAAAAAAGCAAAACUUGCCACACACAUGAAAAUCCACACCGGAGAGAAGCCACACACAUGUGAUCAGUGCGGGAAGAAGUUCAGAAAUAAGGGAAACCUGAAUGAACACAUGAAAAUCCACACCGGAGAGAUGCCGUACAUGUGUGAUCAGUGUGGGAGGAAGUUCAGACAUAAAGGAAACCUCAAUACACACAUGAGAAUCCAUACUGGAGCAAAGUCCUGCAUUAAAACCAAUGGAGAAAAACCGCACACAUGCAGUCAGUGUGGAAAGAGAUUCAGACAAAAACACCUCCUCAAUCAACACAUGAGAAUCCACACCGGAGAGAAACCGCACUCGUGUGAUCACUGCGGGCAGAGUUUCACACGAAAACAGCUACUUAAUGAUCAUAUAAAGAUCCACACAGGACAAAACCUGCACACCUGUGCACAGUGCGGGAAGAGUUACAGGAAGUUAAGUGUUUUCAAAGUACAUCUGCUCCAUCAUUCUAGAGACAGGAUCUAUAACUGUGACCAGUGCAGUAAAAGGUUUUUUAGGCCAGAUAACCUGAGGGACCACAUGAAAACCCAUUCAGAGGAGAGGCCUUACGUGUGUUAUUUGUGUGCAAAGAGCUUUAGACAUCUGAAUGGUUUAAAAAUACACCAGAAACGACACAGCGGUGUGAGGGAUCAUACUUGCUCUGAGUGCGGAAAGAGUUUCUUUACACUUUAUGUACUGAAACAGCACCAGACCGUUCACACCAGAGAAAAACCUUACCAGUGUUCACACUGUGACAAGAGAUUCAGUAUUUUAGGAAACCUGAAAAGACAUAAGAGUGUCCAUUCUAGAUAGUCAUAUCACUGCCAGUCCAGUGAGAAGAGUUUCACCCGAGUAUCUACUCAGUCAUACGAAGAAGACAUGUUCAGAUCUGGUGCUCUCAGUAGUAUUUGUAGCAGCCUUCUUGUGUGUGUGUGUGUGUGUGUGUGUGUGUGUGUGCAUGGCUUCAGGAGAGCAACCCUACAUUUGUGUUGUUUUAUGUUCUUUCUUAUAUACUCAAUGCAUUCAUUGUCAUUUUUGGUGUUUAUAUAUUUUGUAAUUAU